AUGGCCAAAAAAUAUGUCCACGCGCCUCUGCGCACCCCACAAACCAUCCGAAUACUAAACCUCCAAGGCGACAGUAAUCCCGCAUCUCCAAUCCAGCUCAGCCUUGUGCAGUACGAAUUGUCAAACCUUCCUGACUUCGAAGCGUUUUCCUAUACUUGGGAUGGUCAAACGGCGACUUGCACAGUACUCUGCGAAGAACGUGAUCUCAUGGUCACGUCGAACUGCGAGGCAAUCUUACGCGAGUUUCGCCCAAAAGAAGAACUUGCGACUCGAGCUGUCUGGAUCGAUGCAAUUUGCAUCGAUCAGAGUACAGAUGCCAUGGCCGAGCGGAGCUUUCAGAUCCCGCUGAUGGGGCAGAUAUAUCGACGAGCUGGGAGGGUGCUCGGGUGGCUUGGGGCUGCGGGCGAACGGGGCGGGAAUCUGGGUACUUUUGAGAGCUUGGCGAAAUUGACGAGACUAUGGGAUGCACAAGUCCGGCAGAUUUACUGGAAGUUGUUCCUAAGUGUCCCUUGGUUCACGCGUCUGUGGGUUUUACAAGAAGUUGCACUCAGCAAGAAGGCUGUCAUCUUCUGUGGCUCAACAUCUGUCACUUUCCAGGACGUGCCCCGGGUUCAGGCUUUGCUGGGAGCUCAAGGACUCCCAACUACCCAUGCGGCGUUACUCGACGCACUCGUCGUGGGCUUUGACUCGCGCAUCUCUGCCCUGGAAAGUCUGGAGACGGCAGAUCGGAAUGUAAGCGUGACUGUCGAACUUAUGCGGCAUGCACGGUGGUCGAAAACGACUGAGGCAAAGGACAAGGUCUUUGCGCUUUACGGAUUGCUCGAGGCAUAUGGUUUGCUUCUACCGCAGCCCGACUAUUUGAUGUCACUUGGGGGCAUUUUUGGACAAACUGCAAGAGCACUGAUUACUUAUACUCGCAAGUUGGAGAUUGUUCAUCAGGUGCAUGACACUGCCAUAUCCUACGCCCCCAAUGGCAACGAUGAAGCCGUCGAAGACUUCUUCCCAGCAAUUUCCACACUCAACGAGGAUCUCAGGCGCGCAGUUCAUCAUCUAUACAACAUUCGAGCGCUUCGAGAAAUCAUAAGUUUCGCACUGCACAAGCAUCCACCUUCUCUCUCGCUCGUUCAGACACACGCCCUCCAAGCCUGCCUACUCAGCCGUACGCCCAUCCGAUUCUCAUACGAACCAUCCACCUUCUCCCUCUGGCUCAAUCUCCUGCACAGCUCCGAACGCCCGUCGUCGUCCCCUCCACCACCUCCCUCAGCAAGCACAUUCCCGAAAAACUGGAUGCACGCCGUCCUCACACAAAUCUCCUCCUCCAUCGCUCUAUCCCCGCUGCUCGCCACCCCCGAACACACUUUCUUCCAACGCAUCGCGCUUGACCCCGCACUCAUGGAAUUGCACGACCACAUAUCAGGAUACAUUUCGCACCAAACGCUUUUCAAAACGCGGAGUGGGAGGCUGGGCAUGGCGCCGAGGUCUGUGGCGUGCGGUGAUCAGAUUGCGAGGUUGGCUGGCUUGCAGUAUCCGAUGGUCGUGAGGGCGAGCGAUGGUGGGUGCUGGAGGCUUGUUGCGCCUGCGUUUGUGUGUGGGGUGGGUGGUGAGGUGGGAACCGGGAAUGACGGGGAGGAGAGGGGGUUUGUCAUCAGUUAG
Molecule: messenger RNA, 1653 nt
Organism: Parastagonospora nodorum SN15
Lineage: Eukaryota; Fungi; Ascomycota; Dothideomycetes; Pleosporales; Phaeosphaeriaceae
Exons: 4
Coding region: 1-1653 (550 amino acids)
Source: RefSeq, a predicted model, not a curated record